Messenger RNA from Drosophila kikkawai, 658 nucleotides. It is a transcript of the gene msd1, whose product is annotated as mitotic spindle density 1. The record is from RefSeq and is a predicted model, not a curated record. Lineage: Eukaryota; Metazoa; Arthropoda; Insecta; Diptera; Drosophilidae.
UUUUUGGAAUAUAUUAGCUUUCAACACCACGGUCACAUUGUUUCUCAUAUAAAUAAAGAUUUCGAAAUGCCCGACGCUGCCGACGAAAUGUUGGCGCGAUUAGCCGCCCAUCGACGGUCCUUGGGCAAGCAGAUCAGCAAGAUAGACGAGAUAAUGGAGCGCUCCAACAACACCCUACUCCACAUCGAGUCCAAUAACAAGGCCUUGGCACUGAACGCUUCGCCGCAAGACUCUCAAAAGGUGUACAAUCUCAAGCCAGAGUGCGAAUUGGCUGUGGUCCGUAUCCUGCAGAACUUUCGUCAGCUGAUGCAGAGCAGCGAUCAGCGGGAGGACACGGGCAGCGCCUUGGACGGCUGCCUGGCCUACAGACACCGCGUGGAACACCUGGGCAGUUCGGUGCGCAAGCUGGUUGCCCUCUGCGACACAGUCAGCCAGAUGAGAAGUUUCCAGGCGGAGCAGGAGGCGCAGGAAGCUGGCGAGGCAUCGCCAUGAUGAUGCAUUCUCACGGGAUUUAUAGAUUACCAAUCUUAUAUUAUUUUAUUUAGAAUUUAAUGUUUGCAACGCUUAAAAGGGGAAAUACACAUAUUAUUGUUCGUUUUGUUCCCAAAUUUCUGUAUUCUAACGAUAAUAUAUUAAUAAUUAAAUCAAAUCAAAACCA